AUGCGGUACAGUCAGCUGCGGUACAGUCAGCUGCGGUACAGUCAGCUGCGGUACAGUCAGCUGCGGUACAGUCAGCUGCGGUACAGUCAGAUGCGGUACAGUCAGAUGCGGUACAGUCAGAUGCGGUACAGUCAGAUGCGGUACAGUCAGAUGCGGUACAGUCAGAUGCGGUACAGUCAGAUGCGGUACAGUCAGAUGCGGUACAGUCAGAUGCGGUACAGUCAGAUGCGGUACAGUCAGAUGCGGUACAGUCAACUGCGGUACAGUCAGAUGCGGUACAGUCAGAUGCGGUACAGUCAGAUGCGGUACAGUCAGAUGCGGUACAGUCACGCACGUAGAGGCAGAUGCAGACAGGAACAGAUGCAGACAGGUACAGAUUGGGCAAGACAUAGGCUUUAA
Penaeus monodon (black tiger shrimp) is the source of this 399-nucleotide messenger RNA. RefSeq names its product serine/arginine-rich splicing factor 8-like. The transcript has a single exon. NCBI's taxonomy places the organism in Eukaryota, Metazoa, Arthropoda, Malacostraca, Decapoda, Penaeidae. The record is from RefSeq and is a predicted model, not a curated record. The coding region runs from base 1 to 399 and encodes 132 amino acids.